GCGGCCGUUAGCGCUGUCGCUCCGGGGGCCGCGGCGGGCGGGGCUCCGGCGGGGCCCGGCCUAGUCCCCACCCCAGCCCGGCUCCCAGCCGCCCGCCCUCCCUCCCUCUCCCCGAUGCAGGGGGCCGAGCUCCGGGAUGGCGAGGCGGCGGCGGCGGCCGCUUCGUACCGCGUCCUGAGCCGCCUGCUCGGCUAUGGAGAGGCGGCCCCCGAGCCAGGCCCGCCGCCGCCGCCCCCGGGCCAUGGCCCCCCGCCGCCACCCUUCCUCGCGCGGCCCGGUCCGCGGGGCUCCCGGCCGCCGCAGCUGAUGGUGUUCCGCAACGUGGGUCGGCCGCCGGAGGAGGAGGACGCGGAGGCGGCCCCAGAGCCGGGACCCUCAGAACUGCUGUGUCCCCGGCACCGCUGUGCCCUGGACCCCAAGGCCCUGCCGCCGGGGUUGGCGCUGGAGCGGACCUGGGGCCCGGCGGCUGGACUGGAGGCGCAGUUGGCGGCUCUGGGGCUCGGGCAGCCGGCGGGGCCGGGGGUCAAGACGGUCGGUGCGGGUUGCUGCCCGUGCCCGUGCCCCCCGCAGCCGCCCCCUCCGCAGCCCCAGCCCCCUGCUGCCGCCCCGCAGGCCGGGGAGGACCCCACGGAAACGAGCGACGCGCUGCUGGUCUUGGAGGGCUUGGAGUCGGAGGCCGAGAGCCUGGAGACGAACAGCUGCUCGGAAGAGGAGCUCAGCAGCCCGGGCCGCGGAGGAGGAGGGGGAGGCCGGCUUCUGCUGCAACCCCCGGGUCCUGAAUUGCCCCCGGUGCCCUUCCCGAUGCAGGACUUGGUCCCCCCAGGGCGCUUCAGUAGAGGGGAGCAGCAGCAACCGCCCCCGCCCCCGCCUCCUCCCGGGCCCCUCCGGCCACUCGCGGGCCCUUCUCGGAAGGGCUCCCUCAAAAUCCGUCUCAGUCGCCUCUUUCGCACGAAGAGCUGCAACGGCGGCUCCGGAGGUGGGGAUGGGGCCGGCAAGAGGCCUUCUGGAGAGCUGGCUGCUUCAGCUGCGAGCCUGACGGACAUGGGAGGCUCCUCGGGCCGGGAGCUGGACGCGGGGAGGAAACCCAGGUUGACAAGAACUCAAAGUGCCUUUUCUCCGGUCUCCUUCAGCCCGCUGUUCACAGGUGAAACUGUGUCACUUGUGGACGUGGACAUCUCUCAGCGGGGCCUGACCUCUCCACACCCUCCAACUCCCCCGCCUCCUCCGAGAAGAAGCCUCAGCCUCCUAGAUGAUAUCAGUGGGACGCUGCCUACAUCUGUCCUUGUGGCUCCGAUGGGGUCUUCCCUGCAGUCUUUCCCCCUACCUCCGCCUCCUCCACCCCAUGCCCCAGACGCAUUUCCGCGGAUCGCUCCCAUCCGAGCAGCUGAAUCCCUGCACAGCCAGCCCCCCCAGCAUCUCCAGUGUCCCCUCUACCGGCCCGACUCAAGCAGCUUUGCAGCCAGCCUUCGAGAGUUGGAGAAGUGUGGUUGGUACUGGGGACCAAUGAACUGGGAAGAUGCAGAGAUGAAGCUGAAAGGGAAGCCAGAUGGCUCUUUCCUGGUACGAGAUAGCUCUGAUCCUCGUUAUAUCCUGAGCCUCAGUUUCCGGUCACAGGGUAUCACCCACCACACGAGAAUGGAGCACUACAGAGGAACUUUCAGCCUGUGGUGUCAUCCUAAAUUUGAGGAUCGCUGUCAAUCAGUGGUGGAGUUCAUUAAAAGAGCCAUCAUGCACUCCAAGAACGGGAAGUUUCUCUACUUCUUGAGAUCCAGGGUUCCGGGACUGCCUCCAACUCCAGUCCAGCUGCUCUAUCCGGUGUCUCGAUUCAGCAACGUCAAAUCCCUCCAGCACCUUUGCAGAUUCCGAAUCCGACAGCUCGUCCGGAUAGAUCACAUCCCGGAUCUCCCACUGCCUAAACCUCUGAUCUCUUAUAUCCGAAAGUUCUACUACUAUGAUCCUCAGGAAGAGGUGUACCUGUCUCUAAAGGAAGCGCAGCUCAUUUCCAAACAGAAGCAAGAGGCUGAACCCUCCACGUAGCGAGGGGCCCCCUGCUAGUCGCCACCAAGGGCAUUUGGUUGCCAAGCUCCAGUUUUGAAGAACCAAAUGAAGCUACCGUGGAGGGGAGUGAGGAAGAACGAGGGAACGGGAAGGGCGGAGACCCUCUGUGCAAGGACUUUGGCUCCCCUCGCCGCUCUGGGGCUUGGAAGAAGCACACAACCACACUCUUUGAGCGGGGGCUCCGCCUCUUCGUGUCCAGCCCCUGUGCUAUCCUGGAACUGGACGAGCUCCUUGGAAAACUGGAAGAAGUCUCAACACUGUUCCUUUUUUAGAAGUUUUGUUUUGGGUAUUUGCAUUUCUCCGUAUGGAAAACUUCCUUUAAAGGCAGCUGGGGUUUGUGCCCCAUUGGGCUGGAAGUGGCACCAAGGGCGAGACAGGUCCAUGGGAGGGGAGAGGAGGAGGGAUUGCCAGUGACGGUCAUUCAGCUGGUGCCAAAGGCAGAGUGCGCGCGUUCACCAUUGACCUUGAAGAAGGAGAGAGGAGGAGUCAGAAGUGUAAAUCAAGUGGGGAGUUUCUGAGAGAUGAGAAUCUGCCUCUCUUUAAGCAUGGGUAGCCUCAGUAGCAGCAGGAAAGAAAGGAGGGUGGGUGGUCUCGAACAGAAGACUGCUGAACAAAAACCGGCAAAGGGCCCGCCCCUGCUGGGGAAAGUAGUGGCUCCUCACAUCCUUUCCUUCUAAGGGUUUAAACGUGAUUUCAGCAUCACCUCUCAUAGAAGCUGUGCUAGUUUUGUCUUACGGAAUUCCUAAGUUCUGUGACCUCAAGCCAGUCCCAUUCUUCCUCCACCCGCCACCCUCCACCCCUCCCCUCGAGAUGACUGUACAUUUCACUCCGAUCAUGGCAACAUCGUUCCUAUUGCCUCUGCCAGCUGUCAAGGCAAUGGAUUUUCUCAUCACCUGAGCAGUUGAGAGCCCUCAUCAUGAGCUGCUGAAGUUAAUGGAGCAUGCUUCCAGAUUCUUAAUGGCAGGCUGUACCCGUGACUUAGGAGUCAGUGGUACUUCCCUCCAUAUGUCUGUCAGCUAGUGAGAGGGAACAUGGAGGACGGUGAGAAACGAAGCUGUUGUACUUGUGCUCUUCCGAGAAGAAGCUCUCCAGUGUCUCAGCCUUAAUGGAACGUCAGUGGAUCAGAGAGGAGGAGAGCAUUACAUCUCCUGUUUUUAGGUUUAUCGCUGUUGUCCCACUUCCGUGACGGGAGGUAGCAAGAGCUUUUUUAUUUUCCUGUGUCUUUUCUAGCAACCCAAGCAUUUUCGUGAGUCAGAUCCUGUUGGCCCCCCUUCGUGGGGCAGUGUGUCAGAUGCUGAUUUGGGAGUUGCCCACCUUCCAGGUAGAAGUGGAGGAGGAGGGAGAAAGACUCCAGCGCUUUUCAGUGGUCUUUGAUUUUUUUUCUGAAGCGGGCCAUUGUCAAAUCAUACGAUAUUAUGAGUUUGCUUUUCUAUAGAGUUACUCUGGGGAGAGGUUUGCUAUUAAGAUGUGAAAAUCAAGCUGUUUUGGUCUUUAUUGUUCUUUUGUAGUAAUAUUCCAUUGGACUGCCUAUUUUGGUUCCCCUGUGCUUAUAUCUGCCUCAUCUCAUGAGAUAAAAUAAUAUGGUCAGGUUUGUGGUUUCCUGAUGGUUUGGGGGUGAGGCCCCAGUGUCUCAGUAAUUUAUAGGACUGUCUCAUCUAGAAGUGUUGGCCUUCUGCCUUAUGUCCUGCAUGGAAUGGCCAGUCUUCCUCCUUGUAGUGGAAUUGGGAGGAGACUUGCAGUGUUACCUGUGUGUAAGCAUAAGUAAAGAGGGGGCCCACAAAAUGAGCUUGUAGUGUAAACACAGCCCACCUUUGUUUUGUUGUGAGAUACUUCUUCUCUCCUUGAAUUCUGUGUGGUACUGCCCGCCAAUUAAGAUAGUGAUCCCAGAAAUUGGCUUAGUCUGUGAGUCUUGCCUCUUGGGGGUGCAGAUUAACUUGCCAUCUUGCAGAAAGUGCCACCCAACAGUAGACCAUAUAUCUGGAAUCCAGUGGGAUCCUUGAGUGGCUGAUGUGCAGCUCAUUGGGAUUCUUUUUUAUAUAUAUAUAUAUAUAUAUAUAUAUAUAUACCAUUUCACCCACCCAUCGUUUACAGUUCUUUUUCUUAGUGUGUUUGCCUGGCUCUGGGCUAGAUACUGUGGAAAACACAAGAGGGGAAAGACAUGAUGUCUGGCCUAAGGGAUCUUUUAGGUGACUGCCGUCCAUGAAACAACUGGAGAAUGUGGCAGAAGAGUCAAGGGCUGUCUUUAAAGAAAUUCAGAUGGUUAAGAUCAGGGUAGACGAGGUGGUCUAGGAGAGCUCUUUGGUGGCGGGGCGUUGGGUCCUGGGCGAGGGUAGGACAGUGAGACAGGAAGCACACGAAUGGAAGGCUGGAAGCGGAAAUCUGCAGGCUGUGUGCUGAGUAGCGUGUGCAGCCCCAAUCCAGAGCAGCGGCGUCAGUCCCUCCUUUCUCAGUUUAGAUGGAAACUUCCUAGCAUCAGGCAGAUCUGAGUACUGAGGGCUUGUGAUGGUGAAGUGGAACCCAAAGCCAGAAGUCAGCUGGCUCCUGCCCACGACCAGGGGCCUCACUGCCCUCAGCACAGUCUGGGUGCUACCCUUUGUGGGACCAGGGGUUUCCGCUGGAGCAUUCAGACAGGUCUAGAAGCAAACCUUAGCUGAAGAGGCAUGACCCAACCUCACCACCGUCCUUUCUCCUCCUGGGAAAGGGUAACAUAGACCUGUGUCCGUGAUCUGUUGGUGCAGUAGUCAUGGCCCAGGCUGUAGCCUCGUCCUUCCUCAGGGUGGGCUGCGAGACAGAGUUGCACAGAGGGGAGACAGACUCUGUCCGGAGAUGAGGGGGAAGAAGAGGCGGGAGUGGGGCAGCCGGCUGAGGGACCGGCCUGGUGAGAGAGCAGAGAGAGAGCAGGAGCGGCCGGCCUGUUGCCAGCACUUCCGCUCAGCUCUCCGAGCUGGGCCCACUCUUCCUUUGCCAGUUCUGUGUCGUGCUCGUUGAGAGGCGGUCCACAGACGGAACUCAUUCCUCUGAUUGUUGUAUUUUAAAGUCACAAACUGGAAAAGGUUCUCACCUCUAGGGACCCACCAUUGAUUUCUAAGUUGUGGAUGGGUCCUUGCUCGUGUGACCCUUACUUGUUAGUGGUCAACCUACUGCAACCUUCCUCAGGACAGGUGUGAACCACCGUAAGCUAGUGACAGCUACUGCUACAAUUUGCUGUUACUUGAAAUUCGCGUGCUGUGGCAGGAACACAGAGUGAGGAGGGUGGGGCUUUGCUGUGAGGACUAGGCAAGUGGGGGACGACUGGGAGUUUGGGACCAUUGACGGUGGCCUUCGCCUGUUGGCCAGCUGGUGCCUAGAUCUAGUGAAUGUGAGCCACGGGCGGCGGCGUGCAGGCCCCUGAGAGGAGAGGCUGGGCGGGAGCUCGCCACCAGGUUUCCUCUCCCCUUGUCAUUCCUUUCCCUGGGGCUCAUGGUGGCCCUCGCCAAGGAUGGGAGUGGUGUGGGGACGGCUACAAACACACGGUGCCCAUCCAGGAAGAUCGGGGGAGCAGGGAUGGUGCUUGGUGUUGGCAGAUCCGAACGUGAGAGCCUAGAGGAGAGCUGGAUGCCUUGGGGUGCCCUCAGCCGAGGCCCUCAGGGGAGCCAGGCUGCUCGAAGCCCUCGGGUCCCAGCAGGAAAUGGGGAUGGGACUUUUCCCUCCAGUUACAUCCUUCUGCACUGCUGCCUCCUCGGCCUCAGGCCCUGAAGUUGGAGGACUAGGUGUUGGGAUAAAGCUCCAUGGCUGCAGGAAGGAGGUCUGAAAGUCAGCGUGCGUCUGCGUGUGUGUGUGUGUGUGUGUGUGUGUGUGUGUGUGUGUGUGUGUGUCUGUCUUCAUUUGCGGAGGUCUUGCCACCAGUUGGGGUGUUGAGAGCAUCUCCAUCGUGGGGAGACCUGCCAUUUGUUUUCCACUUUUAAGAGAAUGACACGCCCCCUGUCCCUAAGGGAGGAGCUUCUGAGUUAGACAUUUUCCCUAUGGGAAUCCUCUUGGUUUGGUUUGUGGGAAAGGGGGGAAUGGAUAAAUGAUUUUUAUCUCUAAUUGUCAACACAGCUGUUCUUACACUGAAUUUGUGCUAUUGCAUACAUGUAGCCAUCUUUCUUUUCACUGCAGCAGUGUUUAUCAGUAGUUCAAAAUGAUUUAUUUGCUCCUGGGGAGUAAAAUCUUUUUUAUUAAAAAAAAAAAGAAAAAAAAAA
Molecule: messenger RNA, 6278 nt
Organism: Felis catus (domestic cat)
Lineage: Eukaryota; Metazoa; Chordata; Mammalia; Carnivora; Felidae
Gene: SOCS7
Product: suppressor of cytokine signaling 7
Exons: 10
Coding region: 115-2037 (640 amino acids)
Biological process (GO): intracellular signal transduction; phosphatidylinositol phosphate biosynthetic process
Cellular component (GO): phosphatidylinositol 3-kinase complex
Molecular function (GO): 1-phosphatidylinositol-3-kinase regulator activity
Source: RefSeq, a predicted model, not a curated record